GCGAAAUCGGCUGGUGUCAUCCCGAAGACAGAUUACUGGUCUGAAAAGCUUACUGCUGAAUCAUGGGGAAUAUUUUUGGUAAUCUGCUGAAGAGCCUCAUAGGAAAGAAGGAGAUGAGGAUUCUGAUGGUUGGAUUGGAUGCUGCUGGUAAAACAACCAUCCUGUACAAACUCAAGCUAGGGGAGAUUGUUACUACCAUCCCAACCAUUGGCUUUAAUGUGGAAACAGUGGAGUAUAAAAACAUCAGUUUCACUGUGUGGGAUGUUGGUGGCCAGGAUAAGAUCCGACCUCUCUGGAGACACUACUUCCAAAACACACAGGGUCUGAUCUUUGUGGUAGACAGUAAUGACCGAGAGAGAGUGAAUGAAGCCAGGGAGGAGCUGAUGAGGAUGCUGGCAGAAGACGAGUUGCGUGAUGCUGUUCUCCUCGUUUUUGCCAACAAACAGGACCUGCCUAAUGCAAUGAAUGCAGCUGAGAUCACGGAUAAGUUGGGCCUUCAUUCGCUGCGUCACCGCAACUGGUACAUCCAGGCCACCUGUGCAACCAGUGGUGAUGGCUUGUAUGAAGGCCUUGACUGGCUGGCCAAUCAGCUGAAGAAUAAGAAGUGA
Molecule: messenger RNA, 608 nt
Organism: Neoarius graeffei (lesser salmon catfish)
Lineage: Eukaryota; Metazoa; Chordata; Actinopteri; Siluriformes; Ariidae
Gene: arf3b
Product: ADP-ribosylation factor 3b
Exons: 5
Coding region: 63-608 (181 amino acids)
Biological process (GO): vesicle-mediated transport; intracellular protein transport
Cellular component (GO): cytoplasm; plasma membrane
Molecular function (GO): GTPase activity; GTP binding
Source: RefSeq, a predicted model, not a curated record